UCGCCAUGCGAGAAAAGAGGCUGACCACCGUGCCUCCCUGUAUCAGAGAAAACGAAUUUGAGGAGUACCUAGCAACUGAUGACGUCCUUGUAGACUUCUUUAAUGAAUUCUUGAGCCUCCCAGCCUUUUCAGAGAGAAUUAAAUUUAAUCCUGAUUAUGGAAUUUUUGAAGUUGUUAAUGAUGAUCCUCAGAAUUUGGAAGUUCAGCUGAAAAAGAUGCUAGCAGAACAGAAACCUCGGAAUCCCAUUUACAGUGUUACAAGACCAAAAUCAGAAGCUCCAGUUUUUAAAGACACCAGCCCUCCACCUCCAGACUUAAAUUUUGACCCAAGUUACAUAGCGAAGUGUCUGGAUCGAGAGCAGGCCAUUAAAUGGAUUAAGAAAGAAAGAUUUCCAGCAUUUCUAGAAAGUGAUUGUUACUUUGAAUACAGGCUAGCUAAACUUAUAUCGCAGGUGGAAUGGAGCAAAACUGGCAUCAAUUUUAUUAUAGAUGAAAGAUAUUAUCCUUGGUUCCAGAAAAGCCCACCACCAUCUGAAGGCCCUGAUGAAGAUGCAGAUGACUUAAUUAUGAAAAAAUUCUACGUCUCUCUUGGUGAGGCUACCGUCACCCAGACAAAGGACUGGUUUACACUAGCCAAGCAAAAUCAACGCAUGAUUACUACAGAUUCUAUUACUCAGCCUGUAUCAUCUUCCCACGUUCGUUUUUCUCUGAGGCCUCCAAAGUUUUUUUCAUAUCUAGAUUUCAGGCAGCAUCCAGGACUACAUAGUAAUUCUUCUACAAUUCUUAGUGGACAUCUUGAUACCGUUUAUGGUGGACAUUUAGUUCAUGCAGAACUGUAUCCCAGGGUUAAGCAGCGUUAUUCUUCUCUGGCGUUUCUUGAGAAGGCAGAGACCUGGAACAUUGUAGAUGAAGGCAAUUCAGUGUCACUUCCAGAGACUCCUUCACGCACUGUGCUAACAGCGUACCUGGGGCAGGACUGGAGCGCUGCUCCUCAGGAAGGACACAAGGCAGACUUGAAAAGUUGUGAAGAGGUUGUUACCUUUCAGACAGUGGAUGACUUUUCAUUAGCCUACAUUAAUUACGUAGUGAAAAACUCUGUUGCGAUGCUCAGUGGGAAGCUGCCCGAUGCCAGCCCAUCAUAUAUCGAUUUUGGGAAAAGAACCAGAGUGUUUAUACGGGAGAUAGCAGAUAGUCAGCCUUACAUAGAACCAUCCCUGGAGAAAUCUGCACUUCUUGGGGAUAAUUUAGAAGAUAAGAAAAGUGAUACAGACAUCAGCUUAAAAUCUGAAAAAGAGCACUCAGAAGCCAGGGCUUCUUGGUGCCUCAGCCACAAGACCUAUGACAUUGGCAGCAGAAAUGAAUUUGAAAGGUUCAAGAAGUUCAUCAAAGGAAGUGUGGGAGAAAGGUAUUGGUUGCUCUGGAUAGACAUUGAAAGACUGAAAGUUCUGAAGGAUCCCAGGAGGCAGAAAAGACAGCUUGAUAGAAUGAAAAAAAUCUACUUGGUGAGCAAUGGAGAUCAUUAUCUUACCUCUGAGGUUUUGUUCAAACUAAACCUGCUGGAUGGAGAUCAGUGGCAAAUGUAUAACCUAAGACGUAUCCAGACUGAAGUACUGAAACCCUUGCUUCUUUACUGGGGUCCCAGGUUUUGCGUCACUCACACAGCUGCCAUAGAGGCUGCCAGUGCCAAGCUGAAGAUCUGGCAUUCUCGACAACAGAAACCACGGCUGGAUGUCGAUCCUUUCCCACAGAUGGUCUCCCUGUUGCCCCUGCGAGCUAAAUCAUGCAUGCCAAGAAGGUCCCAUGAACAGAAAGGCGAAAUCAGCUCACCAUUACCUUUGUCAAGAGCUGUGGUACCUGAUACAUUUUACCAAAGGCCUCCUAGGUUAUUAUCAGCAAUCUUGCCGCGGAGUCAAAGUCCCAUCAGAGAGAAUCCUGAUGCCUGGUUCUCUUUAGGAGACACUAGUAUAAAGAGGCCAACAACAGCGUGUAGCAACCUGACUCAUUUGACCAUGAUUUCUGACAAAAUGGACUAUCUGAAACCACAGUUGGAUAGAAAAUACACUUAUGCAGAAGUGAUCCCUGGUAAAAUGUCCCCAAAUUUUUGUGAGCUGGGGAGUUCUAAAAUGGAAAGAAUGCUGCAGUCCCUAUACACAGAGAGUAGAGCUGGCUAUGUUUUCACUGAGUUCUGUGAGAAAUCAGGAAAUAAGCUGUGGAAGAACAGCACGUACUUUUGGUUUGACCUGCAGGAUUAUCAUCAUCUUUUCUACCAAGAAACCCUUCAUCCUUAUAAACUAUGCAAGCAAGCGCAAUUCCUUUAUGCCACUUAUAUUGCUCCUUCUGCCAGUAUGGAUAUUGGACUACAUCAUAUAAAGAAAGAUGAGAUUUAUCAGAAAAUUGAGCCACCCUUUGAGGAUCUGUUUGAUCCAGCAGAAGAAUAUAUCCUCAGCCUUCUUUUGGUUCCAUGGACGAAGAUGUUAGAACAAGACAGAAUUACAUAUGAAAAGGUGGAGCUGGUGGAAGAAACUCGACAGCUGGACUCAGUGUACUUUAGAAAGCUGCAGGCUUUGCAUGAGGAGAGCAUUUCCAAGAAGGAUGAGGAAUUGGCUGUUGAAAAGAAGGUCCCAACGCAUGCUGAUUCUGCUAAAAGCACAAAGCUUCCAAUCGAAGCCCCUGAAGAAGUUGGGCCAAGCAAGCUUGCCGACUUGACACGCAACAGACUAGAUUUGGAACAGUUCCGAUUCUUCCUCCAACAACACUCUUCAAGCAUCGACCUCAUGUGCUGGAUUGACAUCGAGCAGUUCAGGAGGAUGCUCCACAAGGACAAAAGACAAAGAGACGAAAAAGCUAAGGAGAUCAAAAAUAAGUAUCUAAAUAAAAUGUAUUUCUUUGGACCCAACAGUCCAGCUACAAAAGAGGAACAAGAGCAGGUAAUGAAAGUAGGUGGAGGCUGGGGAAGUGUACUUCAUGAUCAGGUUCCUCCCUUGAUCCUGCUGGAGGUUCAAAAGUAUGUCCAGAUGAGACUUGAGAGAAAGUGGUUGCCACUUUUUCUGAGAAGUGAAGAAUCUGGGCCACAGAAAAAAAUGAAGCCACACCUGCAAGAUGCUGCAGAAGAUAUCUUGAUUCAGAAACGUGAGAAGAAAAUGGAAGCAUGGAAGCAUUUGGACAAUAAGUGGGUUAUUUCAUCUAGGGAAGUAAUUACUUUCCGCAAAGCCUUGUUGAAUCCAAUCACGGCCUUUCAGUUCCGACGCUUCGUGUCUUUGAAAGGAGAUUUACUGGAGAAUGGAGUGCUCUUCUGGCAGGAGGUGCAGAAAUACAAGGACAUGUGCCAUUCCCAUUGUGAUGAUGCCAUGCUCCAAAAUAAGAUCACAGCCAUCAUCAACUGCUUCAUUCAUUCCUCCAUUCCACCGGCUCUGCAGAUUGACAUUCCCAAAGAACAGGCCCAGAAGAUUAUUGAGCAGAGGAAAGAGCUGGGUCCUUAUGUAUUCAGAGAAGCACAGAUGACUAUUUUCGCUCUUCUGUUUAAAUUUUGGCCAAAAUUUUGCGAGUUCCGAAGUAAUUUGACGGAUGAAGACAUUUUGGCUCUUUUGGAAAGCCAAAGAGGAAGGAACCUAGAGAAGCAGAAAAAAGCAAGAGCAGAGGAGGUAGAGAAGAUACAAAGGAGGAGAUCUAUCACACCUGUGAAGUCACUUUCCACUCCUGAGGGUAAAGCAGAUAAAAGUGAUCUUUCAUCUACACCAAGCUUUACAGGAUACGGCCGACAGCAACUUUCCUGGUCAUAUUCAAAGUACUUGGAAGCUCUCCAUCAGGAAAGAGUACUCCUGAAGAUACAAGACGAUCUAGAGAAAAGAUCAUUAGCAUCAUCACUUUAUACAGGCAAGUUUUUCAUUGGAUUUUGUGACUGGAGAUAUAUGGUUAUGGGUCCAGUUACAGUUCUCUCUCUCUCUCUCUUUGCAAAUGCACAAAGCACCAUUUAG
Heteronotia binoei (common prickly gecko) is the source of this 3974-nucleotide messenger RNA. RefSeq names its product regulator of G protein signaling 22 (gene RGS22). NCBI's taxonomy places the organism in Eukaryota, Metazoa, Chordata, Lepidosauria, Squamata, Gekkonidae. The transcript has 26 exons. Gene Ontology annotation, biological process: regulation of signal transduction. Bases 6 to 3974 code for a protein of 1322 amino acids. The record is from RefSeq and is a predicted model, not a curated record. Gene Ontology annotation, molecular function: G-protein alpha-subunit binding.